This is a messenger RNA of Drosophila simulans, 11010 nucleotides long. RefSeq names its product B-cell receptor CD22. The coding region runs from base 1167 to 7742 and encodes 2191 amino acids. The record is from RefSeq and is a predicted model, not a curated record. The transcript has 29 exons. Lineage: Eukaryota; Metazoa; Arthropoda; Insecta; Diptera; Drosophilidae.
GGAAGGUAAAACUAAGAAAUAGUCUGCCGAAUCGUUCAGAUGCGUGCAUCCGGUUGCUACUCCUCCCGAUUCUCCGCAUUUGUCAGUAUACUGCGGUCAGUCGGAUUCCAUUGGAAGACUACUGCGCUGACUUUUGCCCGACUUCGACGGAGGGCUCGAGUCUGAUUCCCGACGGCCGCUGUAAAGAGCUGUGCACUUUUCGUCCUCCUGCUGCGUUCAGUUGCAAACGGACCUUUCAGACGCUGAGUUCGCUAGUGGUAAAGGCGGAAGCUGCACUCCAGAAAUAGUGGAAAACGUAAAUGUACGGACCGGAGUCCUUCGCACGCGCUAAAUCCCGGCUCGGAGUGCGGACCGACCAUGUAGCCGAAUCUGUACGCGUGCCCGCAUCCGGUUUUCGUUUCGGUUCCGCUCGGUGCUUGCCAAUUGCCAUUUGUGCAGCGUGUUUCGCGUCCACAUCCUAAAUAAAUGCAAAUGUACCCAACAAGACAGAAAGUUACCAUUUUUAGGAAAUGUAUUAGGGCUUAAAGGCCGUAGGGCUUUGCAGGCUUCGCAUCGGGAGAAUUACUCGAAUCUUUAAGGGAUAGGGAAAGAAAAUGUUUUCCAAAUUUUUUUGUAGACCAGAGUAAAAACAUUACUUGGCAAGUAAGACUCGCAGUAAGAUUUCUUUUUAAGUUGAAAAGUUAGUUGUGCACGUGCCUGAACUUUGGGCGGAAGCCUAUCAGAAUCUGUUGGAUAAUAAUAGUUCUGAGUGAUGGUAAUGGGUUUAUAAUCGUAGGAAGGGUGUGAAUUAUUAAGCCUCGAUUUCUCUCGAAGUUAAGUCUAGUAAAAUCCACUUUAUGGGUCUCAGUAUUAAAACAAAGUGCGGUCUGUAAAUUAAUCACAAGCUGAUGGUCCCAGAGCAGCUGCAAACUUGAGAAACCAGAGAAAGGCGACUAAUUCAAGACAGAAUUUAAAAACACCGUAGUAAUUUUUCAAGAGCAGUAAAAUUUGAAAACAAUGAAAUAUAUAAAGAAUUUAUGACUGACAACGGUCUUGAAUUAAAGUGGAAGUGAUAUUGGUGCACUAAAGCAGCACCCGGAAAACAUCAACGAGGCAACGUACAAAAUUAAAGUUUUAAAAAUUCGUAAAGGAAAAUUUGGCGGUAAAGUGACUCAACAUUUAACGAUAUGGGAAAUAUGGCGCUGAGACGAUCAGCACAGGGUGUUGCCAAGUCGAAUAGCAUCGCAGUGAGAAGUCCAAUAUCCCUAUCGCUGGUACUGCUGCUUUGCUUAGCGCUAGUCGAUAGCUCCAGUGCACAAGUUGAUACCACCAUUAGUCAGCAAGAAAGUCAAUCAGUUGUGCUACCGUGCCCCGUCGAUGCAGAAAAGUGCGGAAAACUCCACUCACUAAAUUGGUUUAAGGGCGAUGAUCGCAUUGCUGCAAUGCUUCUUGGCGAUAGUAAUGUCACGAGUGUUAAUAAAGAGUUCGACGAAAGGGUUACUGUGGAGCAAAACCCAUACAGACUAGUAAUUAAGGACUUAAAAAUAGCUGAUGAAGAUAUUUAUCUAUGUGAUACUACAUUUUUUAUACCAGAAGAAACUUGUGAUAACUUUAAUGGAUAUCGAAUAGAAUUGAGAGUCUUAGAAAACAUUGUGCCACCCACUGAGGUAGUUAUCUUGGAUGCAAAAGGAGAUCGAAUCGAGAACGGCAGUGUAGUGGGCCCCAUGCAGGAACGCCAGUCCCUCAAAGCUACGUGCACUGUAAGGAACACCCGGCCUCAACCUGAAGUGAGCUGGUUUCGUGGAACAAAGCGUCUAACAACUUACUCCCCCACGCAUGACCUAGUCGAUGGUCUUUAUACGUCAACACUCGAGUUGGAUUGGACAUUGUCUCGCGAAGAUCUUGCUCAGGAUAUUGAAUGUCGCGUGAAAUCUGCCGCAAUACCAAAUGUUACUGUAACUAAGUUUAGCGUGGAUCUACAAGUUCGGCCAACUAGCAUUGACAUUAAUGGGGUAAAACAUCACACAGUGCAAGGCAGCAAAGUGGUUUUAACAUGUGACAUUCACGGAGCUCGACCGGCAGUAAAUCUUACUUGGUAUAAUACAACCACCGUAAUAAGUUCUGGCGAAAAUGAAAUAACUGAAGUUCGGACUAAAUCGCUCGAGAAAAGCGAUGGCACCUUUCACACUCAAUCCGAACUAAUUUUUAAUGCCACUCGCUUUGAAAAUGAUCGCGUUUUUCGCUGCGAAGCGGAAAAUAUUGUUUUGCAAAUUAAUCGCGAAAAACCAAUUUCAUCUGCCCUCACGUUGGAAGUCUUAUAUCCCCCCGUAGUCAAAGUCAGUCCAUCUGCUAUAACUGCCAAUACAAGUGAAAUAGUUCUUCUUAAUUGUGAAUACUUUGCAAACCCAGCUUCUCUGACUCAAGUUGAAUGGUAUCGGAAUGAUAUUUUAGUGAAUGUCAAUGACACGACUCAUUAUAAAGGUGGUAAUUCGGAGAAUGUGGCUCUUGUUAUAAAAUCUACUGAAAAAGAGGACAUUGGAAAUUAUUCAUGCCAAUUGUCAAAUAAUAUUGGCACAGGAACUUCUGAUCACAAAAUAAAUCUUGACGUGCAGUAUGCCCCAAGUGUUGAAAUUCUAAUGAUACCGGAAGGACCGGUGAAGGAAAGCGAUGAAUCAAAUGUGACCCUAUUUUGCAACGUCUUGGAUGCAAAUCCGUCUGUUCUUACCAAAGUGAGGUGGUACGCCAACUCUACGCUCCUUAAGGAACUUCCAGACUGCGAAGAAACAAGAGAGGACCUGUGUCACAUAGACCCCAGCAAACUUUUGUUGGAGAGCAUUGGUCGUGGCUUCUUCUACAAUUAUUCCUGUGAGGGAUUCAAUGCUGCAGGCUGGGGUCCACGAAGCGAAGAUAAAGAGCUGUUGGUACAUUACGAGCCAGGUCCUGCGGCGUUAUCUCAUUUCCCGUUAGUCGCCGUUAAGAAAAAGAGUGUGACAUUCUCCUGUUCCGUAGAUGAUCCCGGAUUUCCAGAAUCAAAUAGAUUUCGUUGGCUACGCGGCGGUCGGGGUCCUCUGCAGGACAUUGUGACGAAGGACUGGACGGUGGAGCCAGUGGGUCUGGAUAGUCGGACAAACUAUUCUUGCUACGCAUACAAUGAGGGAGGCAAAGGUGUGAUGGCCACGGUAAACUUAGAGGUACACGCACCCCCGUUUUUCAUCAAGAACUUGCCUCCGUACACGGGAAUUUUGCAUUCUUCACCAAAUGCAACUUUGACUUGUCGCAUCGAAUGCGUCCCGCGAUGCGACAUAUCUUGGCAAAAGGACGGUGUGCCAAUAGAAAGGAACGAUACCCGAUAUUUUAUUAAAGAAAAAUACAUGGAUGCCUCCCCCGCAACGGGAGAUUUUGAAAGCAUGCUAUCAGUCUUGCACUUCAAUAUGCCCAAUUGGCCCGAUUCGAAAUUCAACAUCGAGGCUGAUAAUGCAAACUACUCAUGUGUAUCAACGGGAAAUAUCGUCGGCGGAAGCAUAAGGAGUCGCACCUAUUUUGGCAUUGAGUAUGCACCCGAAAAUACGACGGUUUCGGAGAACAUUGUUUAUGUGCAGGAAGGCACAAUACCAGGACGAGUUAUUUGCAAGUCUCGAGCUAACCCAGAGCCUUCUUACAAGUGGAUUUUCAAAAACGAAACUAUAGCCAAUGGCAAUGCGUUAAUUAUUAAUACUGCUAUGAACCGAAACGAUGAUGGAACAUAUACGUGUUUUGCGUAUAACAAGCACGGCAGCAGCAUUGCGAAAACCGUAAUUAAAGUACAAUUUAAGCCACGUUGCGAAAUCGAGAGACAGGAAAUCGAUGACCAGGACACGCUCAUUUGUACUGCGUACGGAAAUCCUAUAGAGGCAGAUUUCUCUUGGUCAAUUAAAACUGAAAAUGAAACAGACGAAAACUUGGGCAGCGGAAAAAAAGAAAAUUCGGUGGAAAGGAGUUUUUACAUAUUGGAGACGGACUAUGCAAUAUCCAGGACUUACAGAUGUGUUGCGAAUAAUACAGUUGGUUACGGCCCGUUUUGUGAAAUUGAAGUAGCUGCUGCUUCAUCACUUUUAGUUUGGUGGCAAGAACAACUGGCAUGGUGGCAACUCUGGGAAAAGAACACACUCAUCAUACUAGUUGCUGCUAUCUUGGGAUUACUGCUGACCGUAAUUGUAAUAUGUUGCAUAAUUAUAUGUAUAUGCCGUCGCCGUCGACGUCAGGAUAAAUAUCUCACGGAAGUGCCUAUAAGUUCAAUCCAAAGUGCAUUGUCUGAUCAGUUAGAUAUGUCACGAUCGGGUAGGAAUCUAUCAACACAGGAUAAAUGUACAGCCAUUUUGCCAAAUCCAUCUUCCUCGCGGGUUAUUGGUAGCGCACCAAAAUCGCCACCGCGCUGGCCAAUUCGACCUGGGGUAAUGCUGCAUGUGAGCAGUAACACCAAGGAAAAUUUGACUGUAAAUCGAAUGACAGUAAAAGCGAACGUGUCUGGUAAUCGUGGCGACAUGAGUCAGUUGUCGGCUCAAUUGAGUGCUGCAUUAAACGGAAGCCGGGAUAAUUCGGAUGGCACCAUACUAACCGAGUUUUCCGCGGUGUCAGGGGAAAAUGCAGCAUCAGAUCAUUCGUUACUAGAAGUAACAAACCGGAAGAAAGCAACUGUACCUUCAACAAUAAGAAAUGUAUCUACAGCUGAAGGGGCGCCCCAGGAAAACAUAUCUUCCAAAACUCACAGUGCUGGCCACUUCGCAUUGGAUCAUGUCUGGUCACUGAUAUUCAAAAAGUCAGACGAUUGCACUCGGGAUAGUCAACGGAGCCAUGUUGGCCUUUUACAGACCUUUUGGCGCGGACUGGCUGCUAAGGAGAGCGCCUCCGGAUUUGAGAGUCAGCAUCGUUUGAAAGGAAUACGUUGCAGCGGAAGUGUAACCUACAAAAAGGCAAAAGAGACUGUACAUUCAACGUCUGACGCAGCAUCAAAUGGCGAAUCAUCAUUAACCAACGAAAAGCCCAACAACUGCCAGCCGCCCGUGCCAAUUCCAUUGCAUUCCAUUGCAAACAUGGAGGAAAAAGCAUCUACAUUUUUAUUACAAGAUGAAAGGAAUAAUUCAUCCAAGGAAGUAGAAAACAUACCGUGUAAUGUUGUUCCUUCUGUAACACGGGGAUGCUCCAUUGAAUCUCCGCAGAGACCUGCCCCUUCAUCAUUACCCAUAAAGAAUUUUUCUAGUGUAACCAGCUGGGGAUGUUCUGGUAAUUCAACGAUGGUCCCAUCCAAUAUACUCGCUAACGAGCAAAUACACGACAAGUCGUCUUCACUGGGGGAACCGUUGACGGAACCUGGCGAGUAUGAGAAUCUACCAUUUCAUGGUCUGCAAACGGCACCUAACAAGUUCUCUACUACCCCUACAAAUUUUAAUAACAACACAAAUGCGGUGCGCGUUGCUCAAAGACCCAAGGAACCGACUGGAAAUAUCAAUCAGCCAUCUGCCGGCCUUUACCAAGAUUGCCAGGCCACUCAUGAUCCACUUUUGUACCAUCAAAAAUAUUUUUGCGAUCAGGACGCACUUAAUGAUCAGAGAUCGCAGUACACCACAAUGCACCGCCCACCAAACAAUGUACAAUAUAACCAAUGCUUAGUUAGGCCAGAUUCUAAUCCUCAAGAUCAACACAACCUCAGCAAUAGCUUUUCUAAAAGUUACACUGAGUAUUACCAGCAGCAUAAGCGUUCGGAAAAAGUGCAAAUGCUAUUUCCACCAGGAGCAUCCAAAGAAUUAAACAGCAACUCGCUGUGUAAUACUGAUCACACUCCACACUCGGCACUGGUUAAUAUUAAGCCAUACUUGGAGGCCUCUAACUUUAGAGAAUACGACAGAACGGGAGAAGAAUUACUUGGCAGUAUGCCACGUGCGAGGCACAGCAAAGGCACUUUGAACCUUGAGAACAAAUUUUAUUCGCUAAAACAUCUAGGCGGAAUCGAGCUAAUAAAUCGGGACCUGGAAGAAGACUAUUCCAUAGGUGGUACCACAUCAUCAACACCCUCCGCUACUGAAAGUAGCUCCCUUUCCAAAUGCAAGAUACACAAUUCCUUUGGUUGCAAUAGGCUUUGCAAUGCUGGCACGAACGUUCAGCCGAUGCGCUUAUAUGAUCCUCCUGGAUAUCAGAACAUGGUUGUGGAGCACGCAGACGAUCAAAUUACAGUAUCUAAAAAAGACGAGGGCAACCUGGCUACUGUACAAACGCACACCCAUCCGGGCAAAGAUAAAAUGAAAAAUCAUCAUCAUUGGAUUCACCAGCACCGGGAAAGAAAAGAUGAAGGCCUAGGUCCUGAUGUUCAUCAAGUGGAGCCGGAACGCAUCAGCAUACAUCGGAGCGACUCUGGCAUUUCCAACAGCUCUUACGAGUCACAAUUUUCAAAACCAAAAAUGGCAACCCUAAACACAUCCUCUGGUCCAUUAGUUCGAAAAUAUGCACACAGAAACAUUAAAGCCCAUAACAGUGUUUUCAAUGCGUCCUACGCAAGUAAUGUUACUGAAAGCGAGGCACCAUUAGAUAACAGUUCCACAUUGCAUCAGUCCUGCACUGUGCCAAGUGUUGCUCCUUCGCACUGCAACCGUCCUAAACCAAGAAAUCGGUACAGCAAGGAGACAACUAAAAAUGAAUGCGAGCAGCAUCAACGGGGUCACCAGAGCUUGAGGCCGGCUUCUAAUCCUUCAGAAUGCAUUAGUUUAGAUACAUCCAGCAGAAGCGAAUGUAUCAUGUCGACAGUGCCCGCCCAGUGCGGAACUGUUGAUACACCGAAUGAGAAAAUCCAACUGCUCGCUAUUAAUCCACUUCUAGUUAAAAAUUGGAACUGUGAAUCAUACACCGGUAACAAAAUUAACAAGAAACAGCGGCGGCAAACCAUUAACAACCCAUACGAACAUAUCCAAAGCCACCCAUAUGCAAGACCUGGCGACGUUUGUGAAGUCUCCAGAAAAGCCCAGAGCCACAGCUCAGAAACAUUCAAAGCUUACAAUUCUGGCUCCAAAUCUGACACGAGUGCUCCACAAACAGCAGCGCCAGAGCAUUCGAAGGUCAAGAACGCCACAGAAAUCAGCAGCAAAAAAAACGGGAUUGGCGCCAACGGAGAACGUUAUGAAGGAAUGCUAGCUUCAAAACACAUACAGGGGUCCAGACUAGGUUCUCUAGCCGAUAUCGAUGAUUUUCCGUCCCAGGGUCCCUUGAACGCAUUAGUAGGUAAUCCCGCAGAUUGCCUAGUGGCGAGACGGCCUAUACGAUUGCCGUUGCGCAAACAUCACACCUUCCACUUCCAAAGCACUCAGACGGCCAACGGCAAGCUACAACAGCUGAGGGAGCGACUGCAGCUGCAGCUGCACGAAAGUAGGAAGGUUGAUCAGGACAAGUUUCCACUGGUGUUUGAUGCACUGGAGUUAAGUGAAAAGCAUGCAUUCAAGCCAAUUUCACCCAUACCUCCACUGAACAACUCGGCAGUGCAGAGUACCGGGGAUCAGAAUCAGGUCGAUUUUCCGACACAUGGUUCUGUACGCCAAUUGAAAGGGGCAGAAGAUGAUGAAGACCUUGGAUACAGUUUCUGUGAAGAAGAAUGCGUUGUAGAGAACGAUAUAAAUCCCACCUCGGACAAUCUUAUAACUGCCCCGACCAACAGCUCCUGUUCAUCGACGGCUGUUGAAAGCGCGAAUGUAGGUGCUCUUAAAUACUUUAUGUCGCAAAGUAGUUGUGAAGUACAUAUAUAGAUAUUAAAAUAAUCAAGACGAAUAAAGCCUAAGUGACGCAAACAAGGUAUUUUAUAUUAAGUAUACUAAAAAGUAUAAUACAAAAAAUCAAUUAAUACACUUAAGUCAAGGAACACUUUUAAUAUUGUCCAUCAAACCAUACUAAUAAAACUAAAAAACUUUAUUGCGUGUGAUAGUUUCCGGGAUGUGCAUUUAAUGUCCGUUGCCAGUAGAAUAAAAUGGUAUCUAGAUUCGAUGACAGAUUAAAGCACGCGUGUCCGACCCUAUAAAGGCGAUCUAUCCAUCGGGAACUAUGAAAGCUGCGACUAAGAGAGAGAUUUUGGUAUUUAACCCUUGAUAAACUACGAGCUUACUGUUUUCUUGUUGAAAGUAUACGGUUCUCGUCAUGACAUGACAGUUAAAAUUGUUUUCUAAAAAGGAUGAUACUUUUGGUGAUCAAAAAAUGAUAUGUGCCUUUGUAAUACAUUGUAUGGCAUCGACAUAUUUUAUUACCUUUGGUAACAGCAUCAAUAUCAGAAUGUAUCAAGCCUUUUACGAAAUCUGUUUGGGUUACAAAUGUAAAUGUAAAGUUUUUUUAUUGAACCGAUAUUUUUAAAAGUUAGGACAUGUAAAUACUACGCAAACAAUCAAAAAUAAUUUGUUUAUUAAAAUUCUGUUUUUUCUUUUCUCAUUCGUGACAUAAGAAUAGUCUGUAAAUUGCUAUUUAUAUUCAUGUAAAUAUUAAUUACAUUAUAUAUUCCAGAAGACUAGUUAUUCUCAAACAUAAAGCGGUUUGAAUAUUUUCGGUUUUAAAUUUGUAGAAAUAGGACGACUAUUAUUAAGUUUUAAGUUCCUGAUAUCUCGACUUUCAUACGGACGGACGGACAGGGCCAGAUCGACUGGGCGAUUGAUACUGAUCAAAAAUAUAUAUACUUUAUAUGGUCGGAAAUUCUUCCUUCCAUCUGUUACAUACUUUUCAACGAAUCUAGUAUACCCUUUUACCCUAUGAGUAACGAGUAUAAAAAUCGAAAGCCGUUUUAUAAAUUUCGAUUUUGUUAUUUUUGAAUUUCAGGAUACAGAAAGCAUUGAAGUAAAUUUUAAGUUACUUAGUUCAUUAUUCUCGGGUUACCGGCAAACUCCUAGUUUUUUGACAUUAAGUUAAAAUUACCAACUGUAAAACAAUAUGACACAUAGUACACAUAGUAAAAAGGAAAUGAUAAAUAUGGGCCUUACUCGUUAUUAUUGAAAUAUUGAAUUAAUAAUUAAUUUUAAUUAGCUCAAAGCUUAUUUCAAUUUUGUAUUAUGUCUUAAGUCUUACAGCUGUGAAAAAUAAUGUGGCACCACUUGCUCAAUCAAGGUUUGAAUAAGUCGCCUACCAACACUUCAGAGUAGUUUUUGUUGUUUUUUUUUCAUAUUAUAAUAUCAUAAUAUAAAUAUAAUGUGGGUCUUGUAAAUUACUUUCGAUUUGCCAAAAACUUUUUGGCACGACAACUCUAACGACCUAAAGCCGCCAAACCGGUCCAGCUCAAACUUUUGAACAAUUUUUAAAUUUUUCCUCAAUAAAUUCCUGAGAUUUCGACGUCCAUACGGACGGACAGAUGGAUGGACAGACGGACAGGGUCAGAUCGACUCGGUUAUUGAUUUAGAUUGAAAAUAUAUAUACUUUAUAUGGCCGGUAACUCUCCUUGUGCCUGUUACUUACUUUUCAACGAGUCUGGUAUACCCAUUUACUUCACGAGUAACGGUUAUAUUUAGAGAUGUUUAAUUCUAAAUUAUUCAUCAUAUUCGUAUAAGGGAAAUACCAUGAUUUAUGAGAAAAAUCUCUAUUUCGUAAUAACGGAACCGCAACCUUAAUUCAUUUGAUCAAGAAUAAAAUACGCUAUAGUGGUACCUUUAUUUUUUCGCAACUGUAAGUAUAUCAUAUAACAUGCAUUUAUUUUAGAAAUAUCAAAAACUUUCCUCUCCUAGUUUGAGUGUACCCUUGCAGAUAUUCAGAAUGCAAAAAUUAUUUUUAAGAUAUUUUUUAUUAAUGUUGUUAUUAAACAUCAAUUACGUGAACAAUCUAUAAAACAAUCGGUGGCUCUGAAUUGAAUAACGGGCAUGAAAUAAUUGUUCAAACUUUAAGGCAUGAGACCAAAAACUAUAAUACCACCUGCAAGGGUAUAAAAGGAAGUGUUUAUUUGUGAGCAUAUAGGAUUAUGCAAAAUAAUUUGGAAAUCAAAAAUAAAAAUAUCAUGUCAGAACAGACUCCGCCAAAUCGUGUACAAGUUACAAGCUUGGUCUUAAGUUUGAUAUGCUUUCAUUUAUAGUAACUUCUUUAAGUUUGUAACCACUUUGUUCUUUAAUGCAAUUGGAAACUUACACAUAGUCAGUACUCAAGUAUUGUGUCUAAAAACUUUGUAUAUAUCUAUUUAUAUCUAUGUAUUUAUCUUAAGAAUGUAUACAAAACAGCGACUGUAUUAAUUAGUUAUAAAUGCCCAACAUCCAAAUAUAGACUGUUAAAAUAUUAGGAUGUAAAAAUAAAUCCCUAACCAAAGAUUUAUGAAAUAUUUUUAUAUAAAGAGGCCUACUUAUCUAUGUAAAAUUCUGUUGGCGGCACGCUCAUAUCAAUUGGAAACUUUAAAAGACACAAAAUUUAACCAUCGUUUAUAACACUUAUCGAUAAUUUCACAACAGUUUUCAUAAAUUCUCUUAAAAGAAAUCAAUUGUAAUUUUUUAGCAUCUUUCCGACUUUGAGGAUCCUUACAAAAGCAGCAAUACAUAUAUAUUCUAAGUUUUAAUUUGAAUACAUUUCCAUAACAAAGAGAUAAUGUUCAUUGUCCGAGUAGAAAGAAGGUAAAUUUAAUUUUGUUAAAUUGACAAUUCAGUUAUUUGUAUUAUUAUUUUUCGCUAAAAUGUAAUACAUGGCUUUAACACUUCUGACAGCCACACCACAAUUUUAUUGCAUUUUAUUAUUCAUAACUAGGAGCUAUUCAUUAUUCAUUUGCAUGAAAACAGCUUAUUUUAUGAAUAUUAUUCAUACAUAACGCCUUUAAUAUUUGACAGCCUUUCACUUAUGUUAUUUUCCUUAUCCAUACAACAGCCAAUAAAUGCCCAAAUUUUUGAUGAUGAAUUCAUUUAUGCUGAUCUCGAGAGUCAACAUUACGGACCUAUCAAUUACAAGGCGGCUUCCCUAUACUCACAAGUAAAAAAAAAAAAGGAGUCAGGCGCUCUUGAAGAACUUAAAUAAUCUUCUCUUUUGUUUUGACAAUGCAUUUUAAAUAAAAAAUUGUGGAUUCUAGCUUAGAAA